Molecule: messenger RNA, 5274 nt
Organism: Poecilia reticulata (guppy)
Lineage: Eukaryota; Metazoa; Chordata; Actinopteri; Cyprinodontiformes; Poeciliidae
Gene: cfap43
Product: cilia and flagella associated protein 43
Biological process (GO): cilium assembly; sperm axoneme assembly
Cellular component (GO): axoneme
Molecular function (GO): protein binding
Source: RefSeq, a predicted model, not a curated record
GCCGUUAGUGGUUGCUAUGGAUACGAAACCACUUGCCUAUGAAAUUCGUUUUCUUGAAAACUCGGACUUGUAAUAGCACUCUCUCGUAUUCUUGAAUUAAAAUGAGCGAAAUUGGAACCUUAGAAAUUAGCUGGAUUCAAGGAUUUACAAGAGACAAUGUCGAAUUUGUGGAUAACAAUACAGUGUGUUACGCGUGUGGGAAUCAUAUAUGCUUCCUAAACCUGGAGACAAAAACACGGAACGUAUUUCCGAGUCCUGGCAGAAGCGUCGGUGCGCUGACAACUGACUGCAGAAGUGGAACGUUUGCUUUCUCUGAGAGAAAAUUGGAUCCGUCUAUAUUUGUGCACACUUUUCCGGAAUUAGAGUUGAAAAAUGAACUGAAAGGAAAUACGCCACUGGACUAUACAUCUUUGACAUUAAGUGAUGGAGGGCCUUAUUUGGGCUCCUGCUCGUCGUUUCCUGACUACUCCAUCACAGUGUGGAACUGGGAAAAGGCUGAGUUGCUCUGUACACAGUCUCAAGGUGGACGGGAUGUCAUUUAUUUGGAGUUCAACCCCUUGAAUUGCCUCCAGCUUUGUGCUUUGGGCACCACAACCCUCACUUUCUGGAACAUAGAGAGAUGUGGGUCUUUCCAUUUGUUGAAACCAAGUGCAGUACAGCUUCCAGAAAUCCCGGUCUCCUCUUCAGAGAAACCAACUCCCACUUUCACAAAGGACCCAAACUGCAUUUCUCAAAUUCUGGCUGCCCUUUCAGAGCAUAAGGAAGCCCCAGUAACACCAUCUACCAUAUGCUGGACAGCCACAUCACAACUUUGUGUGGGCUGUGCUGAAGGCUAUCUCCUUCUUGUUGAUCCCGAGAGCCUCUCUGUUUCAAUCCUUGUUGACCCUAAAGCUGCGAAUGCCAUUCCUGAGCUCAAAAGCUUCUAUUUUCAAGCUACAGCCCUUUAUGGCAAUGGUCUUAUUGCAGUAGGAAAGGAGAGUGUGAUGCACUGUCUGCAGAGCGAAAAGAAUCAAGUAAGCAUCAGACAAACUUGGCAGUUAGAGAGACCUGUUACGACUGCAGUGGUCUCCCCCAACAAAGACGCACUGCUUCUGUCCGCCAAUACAGGGCAGAUCUAUGUGCUGAAUACAGGAAAGUCAGACCAGAUUGAGAAGAUCUUGGAUGUUCACAAUAGCAGCUUUGUGACAGCUGCCUUGUUCUCUGACAAGAACAUUUGUGUGUCAUUAAGGGAUAGUGGCAUUCUGCAGCUGUGGUCCUCCGGUGGCACCUGCCUCGCCUCCCUGCCCCUAGAAACAGAGGUGUUAAACAUCACCUGCUGUCCCAUUGCACAUUACGCCGCUGUUGGAACAGCUUCAGGAAAAAUCCUUUUCAUUGACUUGAACUUUGAGAAGCAGCUUCGUCUGGUGCACAAGAUUGAUCUCUACCACACUGCUGUGGAUCACCUAGUUUUUGAUCAAGAAGGGUGCUACCUUCUCUGCAGUGGAUUGGAUUCACAUCUUUAUGUACUCGAUGGAAGGCCAUCAGCAAAGUUUAAAGUUCUAGGAUACGUCGAGGUUCCUGGCAGAAUUUUGUCACUUUCCACACAAUGCCACGCCCGUGGUGAGGACGUGAAAGCUCUUGCUCUCUGUGGUUCACAGGAGGAUAAAAAGAAUGAGGGGAGCUGGCUGCUGAUGUUUUGUCUACCUUUCAAGGGCAUUGGAGGUUCUUUUUCUGUAGACCGCCAAGGUUGUCUGCACAUUCCCAAAAUAUUCAAAUUCAAAGUGCCAGCUCCACUGACUUCCUGCGUUCUUGGGAUCGGUGAGGCCUUUGGUUAUUGCCACAGAAGCAAAUCUCUUCAGCGAUUUCAGUUUUCUGAGGACACAUUUAGUAUCUUCAGCAAAAAGAAGGUCACUCUAAACCCAAAGGAUGAAGUUAAUUUUCAGCUGCCCGGCUGCGCCACUCUUCUUUUGUCUCCUGACUGCAUGUUGCUCGCCUCUAUGGGACGACAAGGUGUACUACAGCUCAGAUCAACCUCCUCUAUGGAGCUCUGCUGUCAGCGGCGGUGUCAUUCAAAACGCCUCGGUGGAAUUCGGAGUGUGUCCUUCUCCCCAGACAGUCUGAAAGUCGUCACUACUGGCGUAGGCGAUGGCUCCCUCCUCUGCACUGAUAUCAGAGCUGAUGAUGAAUAUAUGGCUGCUUACAAAAAACGCCAGAUUAGGGCUCAGUCCAUAAGGACCUCAUUCAUUUCUGAAAACCCCAUCCUGAUUAACCUUCCUGUGCAGGAAGAGGAGACUUCAGUUAGCAGCAAGAAAACGGAGGAAACCGAGUUCGGCCUAGAUGCGACAGAUGCUUUACAGUUCGGCCUAGAUGCGACAGAUGCUUUACAGUUCGGCCUAGAUGCGACAGAGGAAGAUGAGCAUUACCUUCCCCCUGCUUCAACCUCCACGUGGUUGGAAAAAAGACACGAAGAAAUUGUGAAGGAAGACAACAAAGAGCAUGCAGAAACUAAGAAAGAGCUAAGAGAUACCAUGAAUGAGUUACGGGAGGCUGUUCAUAAAAUGAUGCUUGAGAAUGAAAACCUCCCAAUAAAACAGUUUAACUUAGAUGUGGAGGAGCAGAAGAGACUGGACGCCAUGGCGGAGGAGGAAGCCCAGAAGGUAAAGGCUGAAAUUGAGCAGGAUAUUCUAGAAAAGCAGUUCCAACGAGACGUCCUGAAGAGAGAAUGCUGGGAUUCUAUGUUGGUCAAACCCCGGAGCAUCAAUGCAUUCCACUCUAAGUUAGCUGUGCAGAACUAUCCCCUCAAAGAGCGAAGAGAGAAGGAGUUGGAGGACAUCAGCAGGGUUCAAAAUAUGAGGGCGAUUGAAAAAGCUGCAAGCAAACUGAUGGGCCGGAAGAAGGACAGCAGCAAACCAGAGGAAGGCCAUGUGGCAGAGAGUGCAGACAAUGAAAAACUCUCAGUUCUGUUAGCAUAUGCCAACAAAUACCUCUACGACCAGUUCAGCAUGCAAACUGUCGAACAGCGGGUCAACCAGAUCAUACUGAUACAGGAUUUGAUUUAUAGUAUCAAGAUGGCUUUCAACUCCGACUUCGAUGCCCUGUUCAAGCGGAAACUGAAAGAGAUCAAAAUAGUGGAGGACAGGAACAAAAACAUCAGGGACAUCAUGCUGGAGCUGCACAUCGAGGAGGAGCUGUGGGAGCCCCGCCUGACCGACAUGGAGUGGCCAGAGAGGCUGUUAAUCGUGGAGGACUCUGAGAUUAAAGCGGAGAAAUACCUCACCCCAGAGCAGAAAGCAGAGGAGGAGAGGCUUAGGCUGGAGAGGGAGGCCCGCCUGGCUGCACACAAAGACGACAGCAGGGAGAGAGCUCUGAAAGACAUGAUGGACGGAGUCCUUGAAGUGAAAAAAGUGGACAUUUUAAAAGUGGAAAUAUUUCCUCCUGAGUUUUCUUUGACCAAACCUCCCAUUCAGUGGAGUGAAGAGGAGAAGAAACUCUUCAAAGAAUAUGAAAAGAACUUUAAAGAGCUCACAGAGGAGAAGGAGAAAUAUAAACGGGGAUUGGAAUUUGAGAUGAAAAAGCUGCAGGAAAUAAUCAAAGAGUCAACAGAUAAGUUUGAUGAGUCACUCAUAAAGCUGUUUGAGAAGAAAGUAAAGUUCAUGGCUGCUAUAUAUCAGGAAGAGCUGAAAAUCACCUAUCUUGCCCAGUCGGUGCGCAAGGUGGAGGAGAUGAACCGGCAAGAGCAAGAGCUCAAGCUCAAACUUGAACAACUGCUGGCACAAAAGGUAACGACAGAGAAAGACCUGAUGGGAUACAAGGACAUGGUGGAACAGUUUCAGUUCGAGUAUGAGGACUUUGUAGCUGAAGACAAAAAUCUCGACAGCGAAUUCAGGAAAGAGUUUGCUGAUCUACCAAAGUAUGUGACUGAUCAACUUUACAAACUGUUCAAGCGUAGACCCAGGAUUCAAAGGAGGGGGACGCAGUCUGUAGAUGACUCCAACGUGUUCAGGCAGCACGGUCUGAACACCCCCGCUCCUGAUGGACUCAGUCAAAUACUCGCCGGCAUGGAGGAGAUGGAUGCUCCGGAAAACAUGCCAAAAGGAGUGACCCAGUCUGUCUGGGAGAAAUUUUGUGCUGUGCGCAAAACAAAAGUAGAGAGUGAACAAAAGAUAAAAGUAAACGGUUUGGAGCUUGCCGAGAUGCAGGCCUUCCUGCAGAGACGGUUAGAUGAAGAUUAUGCUGCCCAAGAAGAAAUUAAGCAGCAUUUUGAAGAACUCCGAAGCCUGAGGAACAAGAGGAACCAGCAUCUCAUGAACCCUAUGAUCCUGGUCGUCCUGCCACAGGGACAGGUGGAGACGUCCUCUGUGGAUCUGACUGCUGAAACAGCUGAGACUGACUACAUCCUUAUCAACAGAAGCGUGGUGGACAACCUCAAAGAGAAAAUCAGGAAAGUUGCAGAGCAGAAGAUAACCUACAUGGAGGCACGCUGCGAGGUCCGUAAGGACAUCAUCCAGCUGGAGUGGCAGCACCGGGUGUUGGACAAGAAGAUAGAGGACUUACAUGAACAGAAGAGAGACAUCAAGAUGCUUCGACUCUCAAAGGACGAUAUGGAAUGUCUCAGCAAGAAGGAUCCGAACACUCACGUGUUGGAGAAAAUUUCUAAGAUGGAGAAAAGUAUUGAUUUCAUGAAACGGACCCACAAAAGGGCCAUUCACCGGCGAAUGAAAAAGUUAAAACAGCUUAACAAAAAGAUAUCAAUGACAGCAGACAGCAGUACUGCUAUAAAGAAGAAUCUUCCUGAGAUGGAGACUUCUGUGGCAGAGCUGAGACACAUUUACGAAGCCGCAGCUACCGAGGAAAAUGAGGCAGCGGAAAGAGACGAGCGCUACCAGGAGAUUCUUCACAGGCGCCAACUGGAGGAUCUCGCUAGGGCUAAGUCGGAUGAACUGGACCUCCUCCGGAAGGAAGUGGAGCGUCUGGAAAGGAGGAAUUUUCCCUCACUCGAUCAGUUGAAACACAACUAGCGGACAACACUAGUUGUUGUAUUUGAGCUGUAGCUUAUUCUAACGAUCUUGGAAGUGCCUGAAAAUUACACGUGUUCGCGAUGUUGAGACGUUUGUCGUGUUUACGUGUUGCUCUAACCAUUUCUCACUUGUACUGCUUCCAGGCACAGCUGCCUUUGUGUCAUUUGUUACCACAUAGUUUAUUUAUUUAUACAUUGAUUUGCUAACAGAAUAUUUAGUGUUAUUUUUGCUGUGAACAAGAGCAAGCACUAACAAUAAAUGAGAUGAAUUGUGUUAA